ACUCUGAUUCCAGAGCUGCACUGGUACAGGGGAGGGAGCAAUGGCUAUUUAAAGAGGGUAAAAUAACACAAGAUCUUUAGUGCUGAGUAACCGCCUCCAAACAGACACAACAGGAUUAACUGAUCAUCCGUAUCACGGUUUAAAGUGGCAGGUUUUGACACCGUAGUCGGUGCAUUUAUUCAACUUCGAAUCCUCGGGAAGCGGGUCUGCAUAGGAGAAAAUGGCCAAAGAUUAUUACAAAAUAUUGGGAAUCGCAAAAGGAGCAUCAGACGACGACAUCAAAAAGGCGUACAGAAAACAGGCUCUGAAAUGGCAUCCUGACAAAAACAAGACGGCCAAUGCGGAGGAGAAAUUCAAGGAGGUCGCGGAGGCUUAUGAAGUUCUUAGUGAUCCAAAGAAAAGAGAAAUAUAUGACCAGUACGGCGAAGAAGGCCUUAAAGGAGGUGGAGGGGCGACCGACGGGCCAGGAGGCAACUUCACCUACACCUUCCAUGGAGAUCCUCACGCGACGUUUGCCACGUUUUUCGGGGGAGCCAAUCCUUUCGAGAUAUUUUUUGGCAGGAAAGUCAAUGGACGAGAUGACGAUGACAUGGAGGUGGACGGAAAUGACCCCUUUGGUUCUUUCACGAGUUUUAACAUAAAUGGAUUUCCACGCGAGCGGCACGUUGGUCAGGGCGGCCCGCCGCGCAGAAAACAGGACCCCGCGAUCCACCACGAGCUCCGGGUGUCUCUAGAGGAGGUCUUUCACGGAUGCACCAAGCGCAUGAAAAUCUCACGCAAGCGCUUGAAUACAGACGGUCGGACUUUGAGAAACGAGGACAAAAUCCUCACUAUUGAGAUCAAGCGUGGGUGGAAAGAGGGAACCAAAAUCACGUUUCCACGCGAGGGUGACGAAUCGCCUAAUACUAUUCCUGCCGAUAUUGUGUUUGUCAUUAAAGACAAGCCCCACGCCCACUUUCGCCGAGAGGGGUCUGAUAUCGUGUACCCGGUCCGGAUCAGUUUGCGCCAGGUGAGAGAAGCCACUUACAAAUUAAUUUGUCCAUCCAUCCAUCCAUCCAUCCAUCCAAUCGCCUAA
Sinocyclocheilus rhinocerous is the source of this 1075-nucleotide messenger RNA. RefSeq names its product dnaJ homolog subfamily B member 4-like. The coding region runs from base 221 to 1075 and encodes 284 amino acids. The transcript has 2 exons. Gene Ontology annotation, molecular function: protein-folding chaperone binding. Lineage: Eukaryota; Metazoa; Chordata; Actinopteri; Cypriniformes; Cyprinidae. Gene Ontology annotation, cellular component: cytosol. The record is from RefSeq and is a predicted model, not a curated record. Gene Ontology annotation, biological process: negative regulation of transcription by RNA polymerase II.